AUGGCAACGGAACAAUUUGGCACUCAGUUGGACUUUACAGAUUAUGAUGAUGGACAAGAGAGGACGGAAGAAAAUUCACCCAUGAACAAAGGAGAGAAAAUGAGUGAAGACAAUCACCAGGACAAAAAUAUUGAUGAUUCCGAGUGUAAUGGUUGUCAUGAUAAAAUAACAUUAGACUUGGGCGGUGGGGAUCUAGAACAUCAUACAGAAGAUCCACCGGAAGAAGUGACAGAACGAUCAGCAACCGUGGAGGAAAGUGAUGCGUUACUAACAGGUGAUGGAGAUGAGGACACUAAAGACACCCAAGGAAAAGCCAAUGAUGAAGGCAAUUCUGACAAAGACGAAGAGGAAAAAGAAGAUGAACAGAUUGAAGAGGACGAAGAACCGGAAACGGAAAUGACAGAGGAAGAAAAGGAGGCUAUGUACACCGCUGUCUGUAACGGAGAUACCGCAGUCUACCAGAACUGUCUGGAUAAACCUAAUGCUGAUAUCAAUAUGACUUGGUUUAACGAGAACAUGCUGAUGGUUGCCAUGAGAACAGGUCAGAUGUUGAUGGCGGAAUUCCUUAUCGACAUCGGCAUUGAUGUCAACUAUGAAAUUGAUUUAAUCGAUAUGCACGAGAAGGAGAAGACAGGUAAUAAGAGGUUCGAUUGUUUCCGUAAAUCGUGCCGACAGAUCGCGUACGAGAAAGGCCACGAAUUCAUUGUUGAACUGAUUGACCUUAAAAAUGAGAACUGGUUUCCCUACCGAAAGAUCACUCCUCGCUGGAGGAAGUUUUCGAGACGCCCCCUACCGCCACCCCUUCCACGGGUACCGGGAGAGGAGGAAGAGGUUGAGGAGGAAGAUGAAGAGAAUGCAGACGAGGGUGAUAAUAGUGGAGAGGAAAGUGGAGAUGAAAGCAAACGGAAAGAAACUAAAAAGGACGACGAUGCUGACUCGGGGCACCAUAGUGGGAAGUUCGAUGAGAUCAAAGACGUCGAUGAUAAUUCAUCGUUUCUCUCAGGUGAUAUUCUGAAGAAACACGAGUUCGAACUCAAUGAUGAGGGCUAUUGGUCGUUAACACAGCGUAGUUCUCCAUACAUGUGCGCUCCAGAGAAACCCGAAAGGCCGGGUAUUCUAAGACGGGGAACAAAAGCUUCUUUUUCGAUACUUAAACAUACAAACCAGAUACUAGAUCACAGAAAAUGUUCAAAUAGUGCCAAAGAAAGAAACGUUACUGUUGUACAAGCAGUGGGUAGUUAUGCACGAGAGAGUAAACUAUGGAGACGCAAAAGCGUUGACCAAGGUUCGGUAGAAAGUAUCCCAUUCCUCGCAAGAAUGCAUUCUGCGAAAACCACGUGCAGUGAACCUGCUAGACCAACAACUCAAGGACACUUUAGUUCAUCGCGACGACAAAGGCCUCUGACAACUCCGUCUGCGUUCUCACAGGUCUCUAAAAUUUUGGGUGAGUCGCAUCUCCUCCGGCCCCAGAAAGAGCCACCAUUACCGUUCAUCAACACUACUCAACAACGACCGCCAUUAAAACGCACGACAAAGGUGAAUCCAUGGUGUCAUGGUAACUCCACUGGAAUAAUGCAUAAACUCUCAAACGUAAAGAUACAAAAUAAGGUUGUCGACCCGAACUUUCACGUGGAACGUCAGCUCUACCAACGAACCAGACGUUCCUACUCCGGUAUUUCAUGA
This is a messenger RNA of Ylistrum balloti, 1683 nucleotides long. RefSeq lists its product as uncharacterized. The record is from RefSeq and is a predicted model, not a curated record. The transcript is spliced from 6 exons. Bases 1 to 1683 code for a protein of 560 amino acids. Lineage: Eukaryota; Metazoa; Mollusca; Bivalvia; Pectinida; Pectinidae.